Messenger RNA from Lathyrus sativus (Indian pea), 375 nucleotides. NCBI's taxonomy places the organism in Eukaryota, Viridiplantae, Streptophyta, Magnoliopsida, Fabales, Fabaceae. The record is from the annotation of a GenBank genome assembly.
AUGGUAGGGGAUGGAAUGAUUCGAGAUAUUUCUGGUGGACAAAAAAAACGAGUCACGACUGGUGAGAUGCUAGUUGGCCCAGCAAGAGCGCUUUUCAUGGACGAAAUAUCGACUGGUUUGGACAGUUCCACAACAUUCCAAAUGAUUAAUUCACUAAGACAAUCCAUCCACAUUCUGAAUGGAACAGCUCUCAUCUCUCUUCUGCAGCCAACACCUGAAACUUACGAGUUAUUCGACAACAUAAUUCUCCUCUCAGAGGGACAAAUUGUGUAUCAAGGUCCAAGAGAAAAUGUCCUCGCAAUCUUUCAACACAUUGGUUUCAAAUGUCCAGAGAGGAAAGGAGUAGCAAAUGAAACAUUUGACUGCAGCAUUUGA